Messenger RNA from Candidula unifasciata, 202 nucleotides. NCBI's taxonomy places the organism in Eukaryota, Metazoa, Mollusca, Gastropoda, Stylommatophora, Geomitridae. The record is from the annotation of a GenBank genome assembly.
UAAACGGAGUCUUAACAGCGAUAGCCUCAUGGAGCUGACAGAGCUGGUUCACAAGGGAGAGAGGAAAGGUAUCUUCAUGGACCGCAUGCCUUCGGGGAUACAGCAGGUCAUCCAUGCAGAGAACAUUACUUUUGUUAAAAACAGAGACAUUUAUAGUCCUGAAUAUUUCACAUUCAUUCGACAUCUGGCUGCAAAGAACAAG